AUGAAAAAACGUAAAAUCGAAGUUAAUUCGGAGAGUUAUUAUUUAUCAUCCAUGAUUGACUUUAUCAAAGUGGAAUUGGAGAAACAAAAUUUUGAAGCUGUGAUUGAUUAUUUGGAACAACACCUUGAUUGCUCCAAAUAUUCAAAUCAUGAUGAAAUUAUUAAAGAAAUAUUAUUUCCGAUUUAUUCAUACUUUGUGAGAAGGAUACUUUUACCGCAAAAGGAGCACAAACGAGCCUUGCAUUUUAUGAAACGAGCAUUAAGGUAUUGUCACUCUUUGGAUGAACUGUGGGAAUUCACAUGUCCAAUGCAGGAAUGUGAUGAUCAGAGUUUUUUGCAGGUGCAUAAUGAGCUUUUGGAACAUCUCAUCAAAACAACUUGUGACCUUAUUGUCAGGCAUAGUGGAGAACUUUUUGCCAAAUCCAAAAUUGAUUCAUCAUUAUCUCAACAACAACCUGCCGAUGGUUUACCUUCCUCCCAAUCAUCAUCUUCUUCUUCUGGUACCACUUUUACCGAUUGGGAAUAUGCUCUUUUCAAAACCGAGUGGUUGGAAAUCAAAGAUGAUCAAAAGCCAGCUUUUUAUCCCUCAUCAUGCCACCAUUUACUGGAUCCAAUAAGAGGAUACUCUGCCACAAUUCUCAUGCCUUCGAAUGAUCCAAAAAAAGCAUUGAGAAAGAUUUGA
Messenger RNA from Naegleria fowleri, 681 nucleotides. RefSeq lists its product as uncharacterized. The coding region runs from base 1 to 681 and encodes 226 amino acids. The record is from RefSeq and is a predicted model, not a curated record. Lineage: Eukaryota; Heterolobosea; Eutetramitea; Acrasida; Naegleriidae. The transcript has a single exon.